GCUUGACGCUGCUGCUCUGCUCUGCUCUGUGUUGCUGCUGUCUUUGCAGAGGAAUGUCGCUGCUGCUCUGCCUCUGUCGGGAUGGAGGACUGACAGAUGUUUUGAGACAAACAUGUCGGGACUGCAGUGUCUUAUCUUCUUAAAUAACCGUGAAUGAUGCUCAAAACAACAUAAUAGUUACCUCCACCUCUGACUGGCCACCAAGAUCAUCCAGUCAGGUUUAAGGGAGCCGCUGCUAAAUUCAGAGUCAAUAUUUAGUAAUUUGGCUUCAUAUUUGCUUCUAAGCAUGGACCAUUAAUUUCCUCAGCCAUCAGGACACACGGUUACACUUUUCCUUCGGUUGUUGCGUGACGAAUUGUCAGGGGAGUUCCACUGUACUACCGCGUGUUACUGGAGAAGCUCGUGAAGCCCCGUCAAGAUGUUUUCGGCGCUUAAGAAGCUGGUGGGAUCCGAGCCAGGGCAGUUCAGGGACAAGAACAUUCCGGCUGGCCUGCAGUCGAUGAACCAAAGCUUGCAGAGACGCUUCGCCAAAGGGGUCCAGUAUAAUAUGAAAAUAGUCAUCCGGGGAGAUAGAAACACUGGAAAGAGUACUUUAUGGCAUCGACUGCAGGGCAAGAAGUUUGUGGAGGAGUACCUACCCACUCAGGAGAUCCAAGCCACAAGUAUCCAUUGGAAUUACAAAACUACUGAUGAUGUGGUCAAGGUAGAGGUGUGGGACGUGGUAGACAAAGGCCAAAAAUAUCCUCUUCCUGAAGGUGUAGGCAAAGGCAAAAGACGCGGAGAGAACUUGAAACUGGAGAAUGAGCCCCAAGAGUCAGAUGAGGUGGCACUGGAUGCAGAGUUCCUGGAUGUGUACAAGAACUGUAAUGGAAUCAUCAUGAUGUUUGACAUUACCAAGCAGUGGACAUUCAACUAUAUCCUGAGGGAACUGCCCAAAGUACCCACCCAUGUGCCCGUGUGUGUGCUGGGAAACCACAGGGACAUGGGCGAGCAUCGCGUCAUCCUCCCCGAUGAUAUAAGAGACCUGAUAGCUGGACUUAACAGACCAAUGGGAGCAUCUUACAUCCACUAUGCUGAAUCAUCAAUGAAGAAUGGGUUUGGCUUGAAAUAUCUGCACAGGUUUUUCAACAUCCCCUUCCUGCAGCUACAGAGAGAGACCCUCCUGAGGCAGCUGGAGACAAACCAGCUGGACAUGGAUGCCACCCUGGAGGAGCUGUGUGUCCAGCAGGAGACUGAAGAUCAAAACUAUGAGAUUUUCCUGGAGAACUUGGAGUCUCGCAAGGUCUUUGGCUCUCCAGGUCCAGCUAAUGGUCAGAGUCCCUCCUCGGGCUCCCAGUCCCCUAUUGUCCCUCCAAGUGGGGCCUCCACAGGCAGCUCCAGCCCCAGCACCCCUCAGCCCCCCGUUCCCUCCCAGGUGCUCCCACAGUCACCAUCUGUGGCCGCUCCCCCCCCUCCACCUCCGUCUGCAGUGGUCAGCGGGGCGGCUUCACCUGCUGUUGAGUUAAAGCCAUCGGCCCAGUCGCCCGAACACCUUCAGGCCUCAACUGCAUCUGGAGCGUCGGCUCCCCAGAAACGCGGCUUCAUCUCCCGCUGGUUUGGUUCAUCUCCCGCUGCUGAGGCUGCUGCUUCUGCACCAGACGACCCGCCUGCACCAGCGUGUCCUGGUAAGGUUCAGAGUGUGGAUGAUUUUGUGCCAGAUGAGAGACUGGAUAGAAGCUUCCUGGACGACAGCCUGCCCUCCAAGACCAAGAAGCCUCAGCCUGCUCCGACUGUGGACAGCGACAGUGAUGGUGAAGACAGAGGAAACCCCAUGGUGUCUGGUUUCCAUGAUGACCUCGAUCUUGACGACACUGAGCCCAGCCUUCCCCAACCGAAGACCCUGCCCCUCAGUAAAGACAUCACUCUGACCAGUGACGAGGAGGAAGGAGUGCCGGCAGCACCCACUAUCACACAGGUCCAAGACCUGGACAGUGAACCUGAGCUGAAAGCGCCUGUGAUCCACAUCACAAAACUAAAGGUGGCAUCUAAGGCUCCAGAGCCCAGAGGCCAGAGCGCAGCACCCAUCUCCCUCACUUUGACUCCAGCAGCGGAGCAGCUGCCUCGACACCAGGGCAAGAAGAAGGGAGGCACACCCAAAGCUGAGGACUCUGAUACAGACCCAGAGGCCCCUGUGGCCCAUCAGAUGCUCUCGUUUAUCAUGGAUGACCCCGACUUUGAGUCUGAAGCAUCAGACACACCAAAAAUAGUUAAGGAUUUAUUUCCACUCAGAGAUGAGCUUCUGUCCGACCUCUCCGACGAUGACUUGCAGUUAGCCAAGGUGCCAGAACCUCUGAAGCCCACUGUGAUCUCCUUCAAACACAAGGACGAUACCGACCUGUUUGGCCUCGGCAUCCAAGAAGAGGCUUCGGCAGCCAAGGACAGCAGCGAGGAGCAGGAUGAGAAAGAAAGCAAACUCGCCUCCAAAGACAAGAAGAAAAAGAAGAAGAAAAUCAAAGAGGAGGAUGAAAAGAACAAGAAGAAACACAAACACAAGAAAAAGGAAAAAGAAGAAGUUACCGCGGCCGGAGACGAGAAAAAGAAGAAGAAAUCCCGGACCAAGAAAACAGACGUGGACGAGUUGGAGGACUUUCUGGGCGGAGGAGCAGGAUCGAUCAAAAGAGAUGACGGUGAUUAUGAAGAACUAUAAAAAAACAACAACCUCCUGGUUCCUUGACUUGUAAGAGCAUAAAGCAUCUCCAAGCCAUACGCAAUACGCAAGGCUACCGACAACACCCAGGUAAAAAUAACUCUGGUACCUGUAUGUUCCCUCUGAUUGAUUUCCCCAUCUGCACUACUGCUGUCACUUCCAUUCCAGCCAAUAGGAAACGGCGAGGAGACCCACGUGUACUGUAGUGAGUCGUGACAUUAAAAUUUGAUGAUCGGUGUGUAGCCACGGACUGGCUCUUUGUACUCUUGACAUGAUUGAAUAUGUUUGAUUUGAUACACUCUGCAAGCGAUCCACUCCCAGUCAGCUGCUGUAAAUAGGGUUACCAUUAUGUCUGAAUUUGUUUGUUCGGUGUAAUUAUGGAGAGCAUGCUUAAAAGUGACGACCGACUCCUUAGAGACUCCACAGUGUUCUGUCUUUUCUUUCUCUCCUACUUGUUGGCUUAAGUGCUUAAUGGCAGAUUUAGUCUUGUGUCUCUAAAUAUAAACACUGAGGAAGAACUUCAGAGUGAGUUGAUUUCACCAACAAAGGAAAUGACUCCCCCUGCUUCACUCUCGCAGUACGUCCACACUGAGCCGCCUACAUCUGAAAACACUUUCGCUCUGUUUUGGCAUCCACCCACACUAAGUCAGCAUUUUUCUUAAAUGGUCUGGAAAUGCUGGCGUUUCAGGGUGGACCAGGGAGAAACAAUGAUGAGAAGAGAAUUCUCUCUAACUCUCUCUGUGAUCACUCUUUUUAAGUGUCAUAUACAGCUGAUCACACAAUACAGAGUUUACCAUUAACUAUGAAUGUUGAUUUUGUCACACGGAGGACAGAAUGGACAUUUAACCAAAUGAGACUGAGAUAUGUACCAGGAUUAGACCACGAUAUAAUGGUGUCGGGAAAAUUAGCAUUGGGCACGACCGUUUUAUCCCUUGUAUUGUGUCAUACAAUGGAAGGCAACCGAUUCAGCAUCUGGGACGCCUCACAACGUUGACAACGUCUAUGACGUGUUCCGUGACGUUAACGUGUGGGCACACAGAGCGCUCUCUCCACACACAGCUGUAAACAUGGAGAAGAGAUAUGAUGAGCCAGAUGCUUGCUGCUGACUUGGAAGGAAAAAGAUGCGAUGAGCACGAAUUGUUCCAGGUUCACUUUCAUUCCUAAAGCUGUGUUUACUUCUGUAAACAUUCAGUCCCGUUGUACUGCAGUCUGCCACGUCUCUUGGCCAAGUCACAGCGACAAUGUAUGACACUUACCCUCUUUAAAAUGCGGCUUUAAAAUGCGUUUUGGGUGAUCGGAUUGUAAUCAGAUAGUGCUGGAAUACAUGAAAGUUUCAGGUGUAAAUGCACACAAAAUGCAUAGUAGUGAUGCACGGGUCAACCCACAACGUUUGGCUCAGCUUACUAGCAAAUAUCACAGGUUCACAAAGCAGGGUUCAGUUAGUUAUUAAUAACUUACAGAAACAAUGCAUGCAACAGUCCACCUCCCAACUUCUCUCUGUUACUCUCUUAAACACAGCGAGCGCCGCUCAGUCCUUAUCCUUGUCUCUGUCCUUGUCUCAGUCCUCAGUCCUGACAAUUGUGCUACUAUAAGUUGCAUAAAGUUGGCCAUUUGCGGGUCCGUGUUUGAUUAACGUAUGGUUUUGUAGGUCGGGCGGUGCGGAUUGGUUCUCAUAAUUGGUCAGGUGGGUGCGGGUAAUAAAAACCCUGCCCCGUGCAUCACUAGUGGGUGAGAAAUACGUAAUCGCUCACUGGACCCAUUUGGUUGUUUGAGCUGGACAGAGUGAUCAGAUCUCAGUGUGGACACUGGAGACACAUUUUAAUACCAGGUUUUAAAUGUUAUCAGGUUAAAUCAUAUCUCGAUAAUCUGGAUAUGAAACACAUUUCAAGGCCAGGUGUACAGUGACCAUCUUGAAAGACAAAAACAUUGUGUAGUCUGAUCCCAGGUUUUCAACAAGAAAGUGUAACGCAAACGCGUGUCCUGCCGGCUCAAUGUGGACGUAGUCUUGGUGUGAAACUGACCCCACAUGUCCUCACCAGGGAUUUCAUGAUUUCAUUCCACUGAUCAAAACAGCUCCUGCCCCGUUAGCUCAAAUGAACAAUUGACAAACGAACUUAACGGCCACCUUUUCUCUGCUUCACCCUGUGAAGGCGACGUACAAAUUCUCCUCGUGUUUUCUGCAAUUGCCUUAAUGGAGGUUACUUCAAGGGGAAGGAUGUGCCGCUAUCCUCAUGAACCAUUUUUAAGUGUUCUUACUGUAAAAUGUUAGGUAACUCGGGGCGGGGGGGGGGUCAGAAUGUUGUCCUAGCCUUUUAUUGGUGAAACGGUCUAAAGCAUUUCUGAAGCCUGUUAUAAGAUUGCAGUGAAUCAGUACAUUUGUUUGUCUUUUUGUUUUUGUUUGAUUCUCGUUGGACAGCAUCCUUCUAAAGGAGUAUUAUGGAAUUGUGUUAAUAUUUUCCAAGAUUUCCUCAUUGUUUUAUCCUUGUGUUAUUUAUUGCUUCUAUUUUUGUUUUGUUGCAAAAAUGUCAGGCUUUAGUUUGCGCGAUUUGUGCUGAAACUGUCCUCAACGGUCAAACACAUGCAGCUUUUUUAUGGAUUACGGUUGUUCAUAUCUCCUAACCUGUAAUACAUUUCUCCAAAUGGUUUACUCCCACUACUUUUAAGGACACGUACGUGGUGAUAUGGACUACGUACAGUACAGUAUCUUCCAUAAAUCACUAAAAUGUUUCAAAUAAGUGAAGCAUUCUUGCAUCUAAGAGAAAUUAUGUGUAUUUUUAGACUUGAAAGAUUUCAUACAGUUUCCAUCUCCAGUACAUAUAUACGGUUACACUCUUGUUGGUUUACAAAGAAAUUAUGUUUGAUAUUCCAAAGUUGAAACUAUGCAGCAUUGAUCCUGAAUACUGUGUGCUAUCUUUUUUGUUUUUGUCUUUUGUCAUGUGAUUGAGGAUAAAUGCUGAAAGCACAGUUUCAAGCAAAGCAUGAGACUUAAAUGUACAGCAAGAAAAGAAUGUAUAAAAUAUAUAAAUAAAUCCAUAUAUCUGAAGAGCUUUGUUCCAAAAAUGAUGCAUACACCGUGUGGAAACAAUGUCACUGAAAUCCUAUAAAAUUAUCUAGACAGGAAAGAUCCAGUAGGGAAAAUUCCUGCAAAUUUUAAUCUGCUGUCCGGAGUAAUAAUGAUGAGAAUGGAUAUGCACUUUGGAAAUGUUGUCUUUCAGGUAUUUUUUUUCCAAAUGGACAUGUGACAUUUUGGAAUGAAACCCUUCAUUUAUUUUUCACCCCAUGACAUGUUCCAUCUUUACACUGUGUGAGUUUGCCUAUGUUUGGUUUGUCCAAUAAAUGCAAACUUAUUUCUUCAUAAAGAACAUUUCUUGUGUCUUUAAACAAUUGUUUCACCCUUGAAAACAAUUUAAAAAACACCACGAUUUGGACGAUUCUGGGCUGUGACAUCAAGUCUCUUAAUGGUGCUGAAAUGAAGCCAGAACCUGUGAUCAUCCAGCUCACAGUGAUGUCGUCAUAACGCUCCUCUGUCCUUCUAAAGAAAGAAAAGACAGAAGAUGUUAGUUGCACUCAAGCAAUCCAUGAUGUUGGAAUUAUAUUUAUUAAUUCUAUUUUUAAACUCUACAUUUUUUUGUUGCAUGAAAAAUGGGCGUGUUUUACCUUUAGGAAUGUGUUUUGUUAUUUCUGUGAAAGAGAGAUUUGAGAGUUUAGUUACCGUCUUCCUUAUGUGAAUUUACUAUAAUCUGUAUUAAAGAGAAAUCAUGUCAGUUUA
Messenger RNA from Sebastes umbrosus (honeycomb rockfish), 6455 nucleotides. RefSeq names its product RAB, member RAS oncogene family-like 6b (gene rabl6b). The transcript has 17 exons. Gene Ontology annotation, cellular component: cytosol; nucleus. The record is from RefSeq and is a predicted model, not a curated record. Gene Ontology annotation, molecular function: GTP binding. NCBI's taxonomy places the organism in Eukaryota, Metazoa, Chordata, Actinopteri, Perciformes, Sebastidae. The coding region runs from base 419 to 2686 and encodes 755 amino acids.